This is a messenger RNA of Fonsecaea erecta, 747 nucleotides long. RefSeq lists its product as hypothetical. Gene Ontology annotation, molecular function: oxidoreductase activity. The coding region runs from base 1 to 747 and encodes 248 amino acids. The record is from RefSeq and is a predicted model, not a curated record. The transcript is spliced from 2 exons. NCBI's taxonomy places the organism in Eukaryota, Fungi, Ascomycota, Eurotiomycetes, Chaetothyriales, Herpotrichiellaceae.
AUGGAGCGGAACUCACUUGAAGGCAAAGUCAUCGCCGUCACGGGAGGUGCUUCGGGUAUUGGACUUGGUAUUGUACACAAGUUGAUUCUCCUCAAAGCCAAAAUUGCCGUCGCCGACGUCAGCCCCCAACCAGAAGAAUUAAAGGGCAUCCCGGACCUCAUCUACUCCAAUGUCGAUGUCUCCUCUCGAGAACAGGUACAUGCCUGGGUAGCAGAGAUUGUGAAUAAGUUUGGCAGGCUGGACGGGAUGUGUGCGAAUGCUGGAAUAUGCCCUUACGAAGGGGGCAUUGUCAGUGACGAGUUGUACCAAAAGAUUUUUGCCGUCUGCGUGACCGGCGUCUGGAACUGUGGGACGGAAGCAUAUUGGCAGUUCAAGAAGCAAGGCAGUGGAGGCGCAAUCGUCAACACGUCCAGCGGCGCAGGUCUGCGGGCUGUCAAAGGUCUUGCCGUGUACAGCGCGGCAAAGCACGCCGUCAUUGGUCUGACUCGAACAUGGGCGUUGGACUGGGCAUUGGAAGGCAUCCGUGUGAAUUCCCUGGCACCUGGGCUUACGGAAUCUGGCAUGCAGCGAGCAACAUUUGAGCAGUUCCCAGAUGUCGCACAGAGACUGGGUACCGCCACACCAAUGGGGAGAAUGGGCAAACCUCACGAGCUAGCUGAUAGUGUCAUUUUCCUUCUUGGAGACAGUGCAUCGUACGUGACAGGGCAUGUUCUCAGCUGCGAUGGAGGAAGCAUGAGCGGAGCAUAA